Messenger RNA from Lasiodiplodia theobromae, 1950 nucleotides. RefSeq lists its product as uncharacterized. Lineage: Eukaryota; Fungi; Ascomycota; Dothideomycetes; Botryosphaeriales; Botryosphaeriaceae. The coding region runs from base 1 to 1950 and encodes 649 amino acids. Gene Ontology annotation, biological process: DNA-templated transcription. The record is from RefSeq and is a predicted model, not a curated record. Gene Ontology annotation, molecular function: zinc ion binding; DNA binding. The transcript has 5 exons.
AUGGACCUCUCAGAGAUUGUCGGUGGUGGUAGCGGCGAUGGCGGCAGCAGCCGCUCCUCGCUCGACGAAUCUUUCUCCUCCUCGGUUACGGAAGAUGGCGGCAGCAGCAGCAACGAAAUAACCGCCCCGCGUCCACCGCCGUCCGCGACCGGCUACGACGCCGCCGGAUCGGAGGAGUAUGUCAGGGCAUUGGAAAAUCGCCUAGACCGCAUCGAGACUCUUGUUAGGGCGUCAGGCAUCUUGGAUGGCCGGCAAGCCGCCCCCGAUGCUGGCGGGCAUGUCGACUACGAUGUCGACAUCGAAGCCCUUCUUGCCGAAGUGGGCCAGUCGGGAGAGUCGAGUCUGCCAAGCAGGGAGAGCACCAAAAACUCAGACUUCUGGAAGCAUUGUAUUUGGCAAACGAAACGGUCCGGAUGGGUCAACGACAUCAUUGAAGAUGUAGUGGCUCGCGGGCUGGGGCCAGCAGUGCACACGGGAGCUCGUCGCUUCAGCCAGUACGCACGCCUACCGCCCAUGGAGGAUGUGUUGUCUCUCGUCGGCGACUUUUUUGCUGGCUGCAACAACAUACUUCCGCUGUACCACGAAGAAACGUUUAUGAAACAGCUGUACGAAAAUAUGGCGGGCGCAAGUGAAUCAGCCGGGUGGUGGGCGAGCAUCAGCACCGUCCUCGCCUUGGGCCACAUCUCGCGCAUGAGAAGCACCUUCUUCCCCCAGGAACAGGAACGACAGGCGUGGGCGUACAUGAAGAAUGCCAUGGCCAUCCAGAGCGAUUUCCCCACUCUGGAUUUCGAUUUGCUCAGUGUUCAAGCGCUGAUUGGAAUGGCCCUCUUCUUCCUGAUCACGUCGUGCAAUUCUCAUAUGGCUUCGAUGAUGCUUUCGACGGCGAUAAGAGUAGCACAGGGCAACGGUCUUCACAUCAACCCGGAUGAUCCGAAGUUGAGCGAGACUGAGAAGGAGCAGCGAAGACGAGUGUUCUGGAUUGCUUGCAUCUUCGAUAAGGAGCUGAGCUUACGCAUGGGUCGCGCGCCGGCGCAAGAUGAUGGCGACAUGAAUAUCGACCUCCCCCAAAACAAUCCACCAGACAAAGCUGGCUACGUGGGCAGCUUCAACAUGUUCCGCGCAAAGUGCGUCUUCGCGCAGAUCCAAGGGAAAGUGUACAAGAAGCUCUACUCGGCCCAAGCUUGGAACCAGCCGCGCGACGAGGUGCUCGUGUCGGUGGCCAGCCUCGAUCGUGAGCUCGAAGCGUGGCGCCAAAACAUGCCGAUGGAGUUACGACCUGGCUAUAGGGGCGAAAACGACAAUCAUCCAAUCAUACCGAGCCUACCGGCUCCCUAUGAUAGCAACGUCUUGGUCACGCAUUUCUGCUACUGGUAUUGCUUCAGCCUCAUCCACCGCCGCUACGCCAUCAGCAUCAGCAUCAUCGGCGACUGGCCCGAGGCAGCCGUGCCGAGGAGCAUCUCGCCGACGAUGCCCGGAUCGCAAGUCACAGACUCGGCGAGGAACAUGGUCAAGCUGCUGCAAUGCCACCCGCCUACUGCGAAGGGGACGCGGUGGUACCUCCUCUACUACUGUGCGGCCGCCCUGGUCAAUCUCUUCGGCCAGAUCAUCAACGAACCGGACGCCGCCGCCACGUCGCAAGCCGACCUCGCCCGCAUGCGAGUCGUGCUGAGCUUCAUGGCCGUUGUCUGCGAGGAGGACAACCGCGACGCCAGGAACAUCUUCGGCAUGUGUCGGAAGAUGGAGCAGAUCGCCGUCGACUGCCUCGAGAAGGCGUCGGCGAAGGUCGUCAGCGUGGGGAGCUCGUCGACGACGGGGACCGACGACGGCGAGGACGAGGAGCAGCGGAGAAGGGAGCGGAAGGAGUGGGAAGACAAGCAGCGGCGGGAAAUCGUGCAGAUCCAGAGGCAGUUGAGGGUCCAUGGCAGGUUUUUCUCGCCGAUGGAUGCUUGA